Molecule: messenger RNA, 2129 nt
Organism: Histoplasma capsulatum G186AR
Lineage: Eukaryota; Fungi; Ascomycota; Eurotiomycetes; Onygenales; Ajellomycetaceae
Product: alpha/beta hydrolase fold-3 domain-containing protein
Exons: 2
Coding region: 552-1553 (333 amino acids)
Molecular function (GO): hydrolase activity
Source: RefSeq, a predicted model, not a curated record
CGGCAUCUUGCAAAAAGCAAUUCACGUUCUUCGAAAAGGCACAUACCCCCACAUCCUGUCUCGCAUCCCACCCAUCGUUUUCCGUGGGACCGAUCCAAUCCUCCGGUAAUUGGGGUGAAGAUGACAUUUCUCUCCGAGUCUCCAGAAACGUGCCCCCACACUUGGGAGUAUGGACGUUGAAUUCCAACAUUGGGGGUCUCUGCCGAUUUGGGCUGAACAUCCUGAUGCUGCAGGGCAAUAAUUCGCGGUGGCGCUUGUGAAUCAGCUAGGCCCCGCUUUGGCGGCUAGGAGAUGUUCGACACCUGCAGAUUGAGAUCGAACGCGGGGUCAAAGAUUCACUCCCAUGAUAUGACAUUUGGGGGCAGCAGAGGGUUCCACAACAACUCCUAUCAGCGGCCCGAGGUUGGAAAAAUUGGCUUUAAUACACUGAGACAAUCACGUCGUAGCCUCCCACCGACAACGCAAGAAUAUUCCAAAUAACUCCGCGAGCAAAAAAAGAUAAUUGCGAGAAAAUUCGAAAGCGAAGCAGGAGAAAUCAUCCUCGCGCCACCAUGUCACCGCCAUACCCGCUGCACGAGUCCGUCGCUUCAAAAAUACAUCCAGAAUAUGUGUCCUUCUACAACAAACACAUCAUUAAUCAGGAGCAGGUACAUCUCCAACCCGUUGCCGCAUCGCGCACAUCUGGGGUCCUCAUACCAGGCGCGGGGCCAUUGUUACCUGUGGGUAAGCAAGAAGAUAUCUCUAUUAAACGGAAGGAGAGUGAUGGUCUAGAUGUGAAUUUGCGAUGCUUCACUCCAAUCGCGGAGAAAGCGCCGGCGGGCGGGUGGCCAGUGCUUAUUUAUUUUCACGGGGGCGGGUGGGUGCUCGGGAAUAUCGAUACGGAGAAUGUCGUCUGUACGAAUAUUUGCUCCAGGGCUGAGUGUGUGGUUAUUACCGUUGAUUACAGACUCGCGCCGGAAAACCCAUUCCCAGCGGCGGUACACGAUUGCUGGGAGGCCGUCCUUUGGGCCUUAUCAGAAGGCCGCACGCGUCUCAACCUUGACAUCUCGCGCAUCGGUGUGGGAGGCUCGAGUGCAGGCGGCAACCUUGCAGCCGUCAUGACACAUCGAUGUGCGGCGCGGAAUUUUUCGCCUCUAAAAGUACAGCUACUCAGUGUCCCGGUAAUGGACAACACAGCUGAUGUCAGUAACAACAUCUCCUACUGUGACAAUGAACACAUCCCUGCUCUCCCUGCUGCGAAAAUGCUUUGGUAUAGACGACACUAUCUGCCCCGAGAAUCAGACUGGGCAAACCCUGAAGCCAGUCCAUUGUUUUACGCGGACGAGUCACCCACUUGGUCUAGUGUACCUCCCGCAAUCAUGAUGGUGGGAGAGCUUGAUGUGUUAAGGAGCGAAGGAGAGAAGUACGCGGAGAAAUUGAUAAAAUCCGGGAUUCACGUUGACUUGCAUGUUAUGGAGGGGAUGCCCCAUCCGUUCCUUGCAAUGGAUGGAGUCCUGCAGGCCGGCAGAGACGCUAUCACCUAUAUGGUUGAGGGCUGUAAAAAGUUCCUAUAACUAUUGCGCAAUUAUUUUCGCUCAUCGCACAAGUACGAAGACAUUGCACUCUUGUUUCUCUCUCCACCUAUAGUUAGUUAUUUAUAUCCGAACCAAGCCAACUGUUCUGUUAAGGUUUGGGGGAGCUUGUUUUUGGAGCGUCUUGGACUGAUGAGGCUGGCGAACUAAGGACAUUGGCGUAGUUAUUGCUUUUUCCAGCAUGGCCACUCCGUUGCAUAUCCCGUGCCUGAUGGCCAGCGGUAGCAUCUAUAACAUCGCCAGAUCUCGAGAAUUAGAAACCAAAACGACAAAAUCAAGACUUUCCCUGGAAUUUGCUUCGCUGGUCCUUUCCCAUACCGUACAUCGAAGCGGUGUAGAUAGUAAUCCGUAGCUGACACUCUCCCCAGCCAUAAGAUGGGGAUUGACGAGGGAUCCUUGUCCACCUAACAAAAUGAAACAUGAUUUGCAUACAUAUCAUGAGGUUUUUUUUUUUUUCCCCUCUCAAUUAGGUAGCAUUAAAUGAAUGCAGAAUGCUUGCCAUUCAAUUCGAGAUGGCCAUAUAUACUAUUCAUAGCCAACACCGCAGCUCAACAGCGC